This is a messenger RNA of Solea solea (common sole), 1798 nucleotides long. It is a transcript of the gene etfdh, whose product is annotated as electron transfer flavoprotein dehydrogenase. Gene Ontology annotation, molecular function: electron-transferring-flavoprotein dehydrogenase activity; iron-sulfur cluster binding. Gene Ontology annotation, cellular component: mitochondrial inner membrane. The coding region runs from base 172 to 1476 and encodes 434 amino acids. The record is from RefSeq and is a predicted model, not a curated record. Gene Ontology annotation, biological process: electron transport chain. The transcript is spliced from 8 exons. Lineage: Eukaryota; Metazoa; Chordata; Actinopteri; Pleuronectiformes; Soleidae.
CACACGUGACUUUGUUGCGUUUUGUAAGACUCAGCUUUGAUAAUUGAAUAACAGGCGGGUCGGUCAAGCAGUCUGUGACACGCUCCUCUGCACGCACUGGUCACUUCAGCGGAUUAAAAAAGGGAAAACCACUGAACUGUCCGCUAGUGGGCUAACGCUAGCUGACUCACUAUGUUUCCAGCUAGCAGAUAUUCUAGUCAAGCCCACAGGUGCAUCAGGGCAUUGAAAACGGUUCAAACGGAGCAUGCCGCCCCUCAACUGUACACAACACUACACAGAAGAGCAUGCUCCUCGUUGCCAGCAGCACCCCGCAUCACUACACACUACUCUAUCCACCCCCGGGACAAAGACCCACGAUGGGAAGGCGUCGAAAUGGAGAGGUUUGCAGACGAGGCAGAUGUGGUGAUAGUAGGUGGAGGCCCUGCUGGUCUUUCCGCAGCCAUCCGCCUGAAGCAGCUGGCUAAUGAACAUGAGAAGGAGCUGCGAGUGUGUCUUGUGGAGAAGGCCUCUCAGAUUGGAGCACACACUCUGUCAGGAGCUUGCCUGGAGCCCAGUGCACUUUCGGAGCUCUUCCAUGAUUGGAAGGAACGAGGAGUUGGUCUAGACUACUCCAAUCCUUACCUGAGCCCCUUUAGAGAAUUCCAGCGCUGGAAACACCAUCCAUUUGUUGCACCCACUCUGGAGGGAGGCCAUCGCAUCGCAUAUGGGGCCAGGGCCCUGAACGAGGGAGGAUUUCAGUCUAUACCAAAGCUGACGUUCCCCGGAGGGCUGCUUAUUGGCUGCAGCCCUGGUUUCAUGAAUGUCCCAAAGAUCAAAGGCACACACACGGCUAUGAAGAGUGGAAUGCUGGCUGCCGAGGCCAUUUUCCCCAAGGUGACCGCAGAAAGCCUGGAUUCAGAGACCACAGGAAUCCAUGUGCCUGAGUAUGCUGAGAACCUGAAGAAUUCGUGGGUGUGGAAGGAGCUGUACGCGGUCAGAAACAUCAGGCCGUCCUUCCACAACUACUUUGGCCUGUACGGUGGCAUGGUCUACACUGGAAUCUUCUACUGGAUGUUCAGAGGAAAAGAGCCGUGGACGCUAAAGCACUGCGGUCUUGACGCAAACCAGCUGAAACCGGCAAAAGAUUGUACGCCGAUUGACUAUCCCAAGCCGGACGGCAAGAUAAGCUUUGACCUGCUCUCCUCUGUGGCCCUGAGUGGCACCAAUCAUGAGGGCGACCAACCCGCUCAUCUGACCCUAAAGGACGACGAUGUUCCAGUUGCCAGGAAUUUGUCUGUGUACGACGGGCCUGAGCAGCGCUUCUGCCCCGCAGGUGUGUACGAGUAUGUUCCCAUGGAAACAGGAGACGGGAUGAGAUUGCAGAUUAACGCUCAGAACUGUGUCCACUGUAAAACCUGCGAUAUCAAGGACCCGAGCCAAAACAUCAACUGGGUGGUGCCCGAAGGUGGAGGCGGACCAGCCUACAACGGAAUGUGAACCUCAGGAUCCUCUGUUUUUCUUUGUUUGUUGUUGUUUCUAAAACCGUUUGUCUUGAAGAAUUAACUGUAAGUACGAUCACGGUUCACACGUUUUUGUCCAAAAAUGGAGAACGAGCCUCAACUACAGAACCGAAAACAACGUACGCGUCGUCACUUAUGCAGGUUUAUGAUAGUGAAAGAAAUCAAAUCAGAGAGUCGCAUUUUAUCGUAGUUAUUAAUUAUUUAAUUUUGCAGUGGUAAAUAGAGCUAGUUUAAAAUGUGCCAUUCGUUAUCAAGGACCACAAUAAAACUGAAAUUAAAGCAAAAGUCGUCAACAAUUA